Molecule: messenger RNA, 1872 nt
Organism: Solanum verrucosum
Lineage: Eukaryota; Viridiplantae; Streptophyta; Magnoliopsida; Solanales; Solanaceae
Exons: 2
Coding region: 1-1872 (623 amino acids)
Molecular function (GO): nucleic acid binding
Source: RefSeq, a predicted model, not a curated record
AUGAAGCAGAAGCCAACCGAGAGUUACAGAGAAUUUGCAUAUAGAUGGCGAAAGGAAGCAGCUAGAGUUAGACCUCCUAUGUCAGAAAAGGAAAUUGUUGAAGUAUUUGAGAAGAAGCCUGCCAGAAUUUUCACUCCGCUUGUCGAAAGCCGAACAAAGCUGUUUGAGCGAUUAACUGCGGCAGGAUAUAUUCACCCAGUGGGGCCCAAGCCGGUUGACACUAGCUCAAAGUUUUACAGACCUGAUCAGAGGUGCGCGUAUCACUCCAACAGUGUCGGACAUGAUACUGAAGACUGUAUUAACCUGAAGCAUAAGAUUCAAGACCUGAUUGAUCAGAAUGUGGUCUCUCUUCAGACGGUCGCGCCCAAUGUCAACAGUAAUCCUUUGCCAAAUCAUGGAGGCGUCACUAUCAACAUGAUAGAGACAGAUGACGAUUGGUGUGUGUCAAAGGCAAUAGUUUCAGUUGUUCCUGAUGAACUAGAAAGGGCUGUAGCCUCGUUGAGCAUUAGAGAGAAGAAAGAGUUUGUGAUUCUGACACCCGAGAAGGUUGUUGCCUUGGUGCCACGGGAAACUCUUACCCAACCAAAGUUUGUGAUUGAAACAGCUGUUACUCAGGGUAUGACCAGAUCCGGCAGGUGCUACACACCGGAAGAGUUGGCUCAAGGAGGGCCGAAGAAGGACCAAGCAAAAAGGCCGAUCAGUGAAGCCGAAGCUGAGGAGUUCUGGAGAAAGAUGCAGCCAAAAGAUUAUUCAAUCGUGAAGCAUUUGGAGAAGACACCAGCUCAGAUUUCUGUAUGGGCUUUGUUGAUGAGCUCACAACUGCAUAGGCAAGCGUUGAUGAAGGCUUUGGAUGACACUUAUGUGCCCGUAGGAACCAACAGCGACAAUCUAGCAGCCAUGAUAAACCAAGUUAUUCGAGGACAUCGAAUCAGUUUUUGUGAUGAAGAGCUGCCCUUUGAAGGGAGGAUGCACAACAAAGCUCUGCACGUCACCUGUAUGUGUCGAGAUAAGAUAAUUAAUCGCGUCUUGGUCGAUGAUGGAUCCGGUCUUAAUAUUUGCCCACUUUCGACUCUGAGGCAGCUGAAAUUCGACGUGGGAAAGCUUCACCAGAACCAAGUCAAUGUGAGGGCCUUUGAUGGAGUGCAAAGAGACACAUUGGGUGCGGUGAACUUGGACAUUCAGGUGGGUCCUGCGAAUUUUAAUGUGGAAUUCCAGGUGUUGGAUAUCAACACCAGUUACAACUUGCUUUUAGGAAGACCGUUUAUUCAUAUGGCUGGGGCUGUGUCUUCUACCCUUCACCAACUAAUGAAGUUUGUUUGGAAGGACAAGGAAUUAGUCAUUUAUGGUGAAGGGAGUCAUUCCAAUGGGUAUGCACCGAUCGUUGAUGAUGUCUCUCGAGGUUGUGAUUUCUACACGGUGGAGCUGGUAAAUGCCACCGGUGAUGACUUGGCUCCACAACCUCCUAUGCCUGCCGUGUACAAGAUGAUUGCUACUGUUAUGCUCCAGAAUGGUUACGAACCAGGUUUUGGAUUGGGGAAGCAUUUCCAAGGAAUCGUCGAGCCUAUCAAAAUUCCCGCCAAAGGAGCAAAGUUUGGUUUGGGAUAUGUCCCAACAGAUGACGAAGCAGAGAUGAAAAACAAGAAUGUUGAUCAAGCAUUGGCCAGGCCAAUUCCUCAUCUGUAUCAGUCAUUCCCGGUGCGAGGAUAUGUCAAUGAUGAUGGUCUCGGGGAAGGAAUCUGUGGCCUUUUUGAGGAGAUUGAUGCGGUCGUUGAGGAAGAGGCUGGGACAUCAGGCAUCCGUGAUGCAGAGCCUGAGGAGCAAUUGCAAAACUGGACCUCCACACCACUCCUGAUUUUUCGCUCAUCUGGGUAG